Molecule: messenger RNA, 1509 nt
Organism: Melitaea cinxia (Glanville fritillary)
Lineage: Eukaryota; Metazoa; Arthropoda; Insecta; Lepidoptera; Nymphalidae
Product: luciferin 4-monooxygenase-like
Exons: 10
Coding region: 1-1509 (502 amino acids)
Biological process (GO): long-chain fatty acid metabolic process; fatty-acyl-CoA biosynthetic process
Molecular function (GO): long-chain fatty acid-CoA ligase activity
Source: RefSeq, a predicted model, not a curated record
AUGAGUCAGUGGAUAACAAGAAGCGAUGCGGUGCACUGGUAUAUGGAGGAAUUGAGCUCGCACGUGGUAGCGAAGAGCGGUAUACCGAGUGAUAGACACCAUCUGGGAAAACUGAUUUUUCAAAGCUUCAAAGACGCUCCUGAUCAUACUUUACAAAUAGACGGUGCUACCGAUGAAUCAGAGACAUUUGGCUCUGCACUGACAAGAUCAGUUCAGUGUGCUACAGCUAUGAGAAACUUAGGUUUAAAAUGUGGAGAUACAAUUGUAGUGAUGUCUCCGAAUCACAUUCAUUUUUCAAUCCCUAUCUAUGCUGCAUUUUAUCUCGGCAUAACUGUCGCGGUUAUCGAUAUGACUAUGGGAAUUUAUGACCUUCGAGAAACUCUAAAAAACAUUGGUCCUAAGGUAGUCUAUUGUCAAAGUGAUAGAGUAGAGGUUGUUCGAUCAGUACUGCAAAUGUUAAAAGUUGAUACACAAAUUGUUACUUUUGAUAAGAGUGAUCAAUACUUAUGUCUUUUUGAACUUCUCAAGGAGAAUGGAAGUGACAUUUCGGUUAACGACUUCAAAGUUGCAGAUUUCGACCCAGCGGAGACAAUAUUGUUGUUAAUAGCAACUAGCGGAUCAACCGGUUUACCUAAAUCAGCUGCCAUUUCUCAUAAAAAUAUGGUAGUUACUGUACUAUAUUUGUGGACAAACUUCAAAAAGUUUCCUAUGCCCACUCGCAUGUCAGUUUUACUUUCACCUAACCAGUGGUAUUCAGCGCACUUCCAGGUUGUCUGCUCGCCUAUAAUGAGGCACACUAGGUUACAAUCAUCUGCAACUUUGACACAGAAACAUAUCUGUUAUCUCAUCAAUAAAUAUAGAAAAAUUUCUCCAAAAACUCAAACAAUAGUAAUUUAUGGUAUGAGUGAAGUACCGGGACUUAGUUUCAACUUUGAUUUAAAUCGACCAACCUCUCUCGGAACGCCAAUUCAGGGCCUGGAAUAUAAGUUAAUAAAUCCUGCAACCUUAGAAGUCAUUGUGGAAGCUAACGUGCCUGGUGAACUGUGCUUGAAGGGACCGGGAGUGUUUAAGGGCUACUACAACAACCCAGAAGCGACAGCAGAAAUACUAAUGGAUGACGGUUGGUUAAGAACUGGCGAUAUUAUGUACAGAGAUGAAACAUCCUACUACUAUUAUGUAGACCGAAAGAAAUUGUUGUUUAAAUAUGAUUGUAACCAGAUUUCUCCGCUUGAAAUUGAAAACGUGAUACUCACCCAUCCAGGAGUAUUCCAAGUUGCAGUCUCUAGUGUUCCACAUGAAUAUGGAGAUUUGAUAGUCGCUUGCGUAGUACCACAUGAGGGAUACCAAAUCACGGCCCAAGAAAUCAAAAGUUUAGUUAAAGAGUCGCUUAGUGAUUCAAAACAACUAAGGGGAGGAGUUAUUUUCCUAAAAGAGCUACCACUAACUUCAACUUCAAAAAUCAAUCAUCCAAAACUGGCAGCUAUGGUUUUAUCUAUGAGAAGAGAAUAA